Corvus hawaiiensis (hawaiian crow) is the source of this 1403-nucleotide messenger RNA. It is a transcript of the gene PEX3, whose product is annotated as peroxisomal biogenesis factor 3. The record is from RefSeq and is a predicted model, not a curated record. Lineage: Eukaryota; Metazoa; Chordata; Aves; Passeriformes; Corvidae. Gene Ontology annotation, molecular function: protein-macromolecule adaptor activity. Gene Ontology annotation, cellular component: peroxisomal membrane. The transcript is spliced from 12 exons. The coding region runs from base 66 to 1175 and encodes 369 amino acids. Gene Ontology annotation, biological process: protein import into peroxisome membrane.
UCCGCCCCUUCCGCCGCCGCGGGCACCCGAGGGGCGGCCGGGCCGGGCCGGGCCGGGCGCGCAGGAUGCUCCGCUCGCUCUGGAGUUUCCUUAAGCGGCACAAGAAGAAAUGCCUCGUCCUCGGCACCUUCCUUGGCGGAGUCUAUUUACUGGGAAAAUAUGGGCAGAAGAAAAUCAGAGAAAUCCAAGAACGAGAGGCAGCUGAGUACAUCGCCCAAGCACGAAGGCAGUACCAUUUUGAAAGUAAUCAGAGGACGUGCAAUAUGACAGUACUGUCAAUGCUCCCAACAUUGAAGGAUGCCUUAAUGCAUCAGUUAAACUCUGAGAGUCUCACAUCUCUUCUUAAAAAUAGGCCAGCAAACAAGUUAGAAAUAUGGGAGGAUUUAAAGAUAAUAAGUUUCACACGAAGUAUUGUCGCUGUGUACAGCACCUGUAUGCUGGUGGUUCUCUUGCGGGUCCAGUUAAACAUCAUCGGCGGUUACAUCUACCUGGAUAACGCCGCGCUCGGCAAGAACGGCACAACACCCCUAGCUCCCCCUGAAGUUCAGCAGCAAUAUUUAUCAAGCAUUCAGCACCUUUUAGGAGAUGGACUGACUGAGUUGAUAACUAUUGUUAAACAAGCUGUGCAUAAAGUUUUUGGAAGUAUUUCCCUUAAGCAGACCCUGUCUCUUCUGGAGCUGGAACAGAAACUUAAGGAUAUCAGGGAAGUAGUGGAACAUAAAGAUUUGGAUCAGAUUGCAUCUUACUCUCCCUUAUGUCAUUAUCUGAUGCCAGAUGAAGAAAACCCCUUGGCUAGCCAGGCCUGUGGACUCACAGAAAGAGACAUUGCUACAAUUAAAUUACUGAAUGAAACUAGAGAUAUGCUAGAAAGUCCAGACUUCAGUACAGUUUUGAGCACAUGUUUAAAUAGAGGAUUCAGUCGACUGCUGGACAAUAUGGCAGAGUUUUUUAGACCUACUGAAAAGGACCUUUCUCAAAACAGCUCUGUAAAUAGUCUUUCCAGUGUCAGUCUUCCUUUAGCCAAGAUAAUUCCCAUAAUAAAUGGACAGAUCCAUUCAGUAUGCAGUGAAACACCCAGUCACUUUGUUCAGGACCUGUUGAUGAUGGAACAAGUGAAAGAUUUUGCUGCUAAUGUUUAUGAAGCUUUUAGUACCCCUCAGCAACUAGAGAAAUGACCUGCACAUUUUUACAAAUAGGUGGUGUAUAUAUAACAAAUCCCUGGCGACUACUGAUUUUAUAAUGGUGUAGGAGUGGCAGACCAGAAGAAAGAGCACUCUGAGGAAAGUGGGAGUGAGCACAUAUUUUCUUCUAACAGAAUUAUGUUUCAUCCAUUAAAAAUUUGUUGAAAGAAACAUUGUAAGUGAACACUUUUCUAUUAAAAAAGUGGUUAAACUCUUCUGUAA